AUGGGGAACGCUGUCCUGGAACACCUUCGGGAUAGCUUCUUCGCUGACGAGCCGUUGAACAAAGCGGUCGGGCUGUGUGAGCGAGGACAGCCGCAUGCUGCAUUGGAGAGGCUUUGCACUGCGACUAUGACCGAUGGGUUAUCCAUCGCAGUGGUUGACGGCGACACGAUUUUCAGAAUACUGUACACGGUGAGCCAUGACCUGGAUCUAUUCAACACGUACCAAGUGGAACGCAUCCUCGAGUGCAGAAUCAUAUCAGUGUCCGAUAAAGCCCGCGGCCGAGGGUUCGCCAAGGAACUUAUGAAACGGAGUAUCGAAAUCGCCAGGGAACACCAAUUUAAGCUGUUCAAAGUGGACGCAACAGGCGCUUUUUCGCAACGCAUUUGCAGCAGCCUGGGUUUACGUGUGUUGCACAAAGUGCGUUACGCAGAGUACUGUAACGAAGCAGGCAAACCCGUUUUCAAUGUCCUUCCUCCCCACGAUUCGCUCUGUGUCAUGGUCCUAGAAAUACCAUAA
Leptosia nina is the source of this 516-nucleotide messenger RNA. The record is from the annotation of a GenBank genome assembly. NCBI's taxonomy places the organism in Eukaryota, Metazoa, Arthropoda, Insecta, Lepidoptera, Pieridae.